AUGGCGCAACCAAAUCCGCCGACGCCCGUGCCGUCGACCUUCAGCUUUCCCUCGCCAGGGGCAGAACCGACACACCGGCAAGCCUUCACUGAUGCGGUCGCUCAUGCCAAGAAGAUGAUGUCGAGCUACGAUGCUGCGGUACUGCGUCAAGCCGUCCGCGAGCUGUGGGAGUUGACGCUUGUCGGAUCUGAAUACCACAGCUCCUUUCUUUGCAGCACCAUGUUUCACAGAGCCCCUCCAGCGACCUUGAGCCGCACAGUAGAGCAGCAUGGUGCCCGGCUCGUCAAGCACUCGGCGAGCCAGAUCGCCAAACACCUGAAAAUGGCGGAACUUGACAUGAUCGCGCCGCUUCUGCUUCCCAAACUCAGCCCGGCUUUUUUGGACAAGGCGCUUGCGCUGCGCCUGGAGUCUAUCCAGGGACAGCAGCUCGUCAACGCCCUUGGGCGGGCAGAGCGCUUGGGCUACGACGUGCGCGAUGUGGUGACCGGGAAUGCGUCUGGCCCGCCGCGGCAAGAGAAGGUGAUUCCCACGGCGAAUCCAAUCCCAGUGCCGUCAACGUCUAUGCUGCCACGAGCGUCACAGGCGCCGCAACAGCCAGGACCAGGCUCACCAUCGGUAGACCUUCCGUCUGACCAAGACAUUAUGAGGCUCGGCAUUGCCUUCUGCGAGUGCUGCAACCGUCCCUGUGGAGGGCUUAAGGCUCUGCUAACGCACCGACGAAGUGGUCUUUGCGGAACGUUACCAGUGCCUCUUGAAAAACUCAACAAAGAAUUCUGCUUGUUUUGCGGACAGCAGUUUACUACGGUUGGUGGAAUGACAUAUCACAGCCGCAACCACGUCUGCGGCCGUUACGCAGAAGAACAUGCCGAUGCGUUGUGGAAACUGUUCACGGAUGCCGAUCAGUUGUGGAAAUACAGACAGGCGACCGGGGAGGGAUCGUCUCAAGCCUAUACUUCCAGCAGAGGAGUUUGGAAUAGCCAGAAUUCGACGGCAGCCACAGCCGCAGCCGCAUCAAGGAAGACCCCGGCCGCGAGGCCGUCCUCGCCGCAACAAUUGCCAAGCUCAAAGGACCCGUAUGGUCACCUCAGUCCCAACUCACGGCAAGCAUUCGAUACAGCAAUGUCAAUAGUCGAGCACAAAUUUGCAGAGGAGAUGAAGAAAGCAAUGAAGCUCCCGGCAGACGCGCAGAGGGCUGAGAUAGCCCGCGUGAAGAAUCUCUUCAAUAACAAGCAGAGCAUGACGCGCAAAAAGUUUGGCAUCAGACUACGUGAGCGGCGGUCGAGAGCCGAGAUAGAGGAUGAGCGCACGCGCAUGCUCAGCAGCCGUUCGGGCACACCAGCAUCGACAGGAAAGCGGGCUUUCUCGGAAGUCGAGGGCACUCCCUACUCAACAGGAAACCGGGCUACGUCGGAGGUUAGGGGAACUUCGAUGUCGACUGGAGAGCACGACAGCACGAGCAGACAGGGAUCGCCAAAACGCAUACUUCUGAGUGAGAUGGGUAAUGGUGCGCCGGGAUCGCCUCGAAUUGCCGAUCUGACAGACCCGACCUCGACGUCUGCGACACCGCCGGAGGUAUCUCAGCCAAGCGCGCCGGGGACGGCUGGUGCAACGCCGCGGCCCAUGCCCAUGUCGAUUGCCGGAUCCUACACGGCACCAGUCCAGGCGGCGAGCAGCGCGAAAGACACGGAACCAAUUGAGAUUGACGACGACGAUGCCGACGGCAACCAGUCAGGCACGGAAAUGGAUGUGGAUGAGCAGGCGGAUAACAAGGACUCGGCCUGA
Molecule: messenger RNA, 1782 nt
Organism: Akanthomyces muscarius
Lineage: Eukaryota; Fungi; Ascomycota; Sordariomycetes; Hypocreales; Cordycipitaceae
Exons: 2
Coding region: 1-1782 (593 amino acids)
Source: RefSeq, a predicted model, not a curated record